AUGACCAUCCACGCCGAAGGUCUCGUGGCUAUUGUGAUUUUCUAUGUCCUGAUUCUGUUUGUGGGUAUUUGGGCUGCGUGGAAGAACAAGAACUCUGGCGUUGGAGAUGGCGGAGAUCGAAGUGAAAGCAUCAUGGUCGGGGGAAGGGACAUCGGAUUGUUUGUUGGUGGAUUUACAAUGACCGCCACCUGGGUGGGUGGGGGCUACAUCAAUGGGACGGCAGAAUAUGUCUACCUUCCAGACUACGGACUGGCUUGGGCACAGGCACCCUUUGGUUACGCCCUCAGCCUAGUCGUUGGUGGCCUUUUCUUUGCCAAACCCAUGCGUUCCCGUGGAUACGUCACCAUGCUGGAUCCCUUCCAGCAGCUCUAUGGACAAAGGAUGGGGGGGCUGCUCUUUAUCCCUGCACUUAUGGGAGAAAUCUUCUGGUCUGCAGCCAUUUUAUCAGCCCUGGGUGCUACUCUGAGUGUGAUUGUGGACAUAGACAUCAACAUAUCUGUGGUGAUUUCAGCCCUGAUAGCUAUCUUCUACACUCUUGUUGGAGGGCUUUAUUCUGUUGCAUACACAGAUGUGGUCCAGCUCUUCUGUAUCUUUCUGGGCUUGUGGAUCAGUGUGCCUUUUGCCCUAUCAAAUCCUGCUGUGUCAGACAUCGGUGUUACAGCUAAGGAAGAAGUCUACCAGUCACCCUGGCUGGGGAAGAUUGAGCCUGAGGACAAAUGGCUUUGGGCAGACAAUUUCUGUUUGUUGAUUUUGGGGGGGAUUCCCUGGCAGGUCUAUUUUCAAAGGGUUCUCUCUGCCUCUUCAGCUACCUAUGCCCAGGUCCUUUCCUUCCUCGCUGCGUUUGGCUGCUUGGUCAUGGCCGUCCCCUCUGUCCUCAUAGGAGCUAUAGGGGCCUCCACUGAUUGGAACCAGACUACUUAUGGCUCGCUCCCUCCAAAGGACAAAGAUCAGUCAGACAUGAUCCUUCCCAUAGUGCUUCAGCACCUCUGCCCACCCUACAUCUCCUUCUUUGGUCUGGGGGCAGUAUCAGCUGCCGUCAUGUCGUCUGCAGACUCUUCCAUUCUCUCAGCGAGUUCCAUGUUUGCUCGGAACAUCUACCAGCUUGCAUUUCGGCAGUCGGCCUCCGAUCGGGAGAUUGUUUGGGUGAUGCGCCUCACAAUCUUUGUAUUUGGAGCUCUUGCCACUGCUAUGGCGUUGUUAACAGGAUCAGUGUAUGGCCUCUGGUACCUAAGCUCUGACUUGGUCUACGUCAUCAUCUUUCCCCAACUUCUCAGUGUUUUAUUCGUCAAAGGCACCAACACCUACGGUUCUGUGGCUGGCUAUAUCUUCGGUCUGUUGCUGCGCAUUGGUGGAGGGGAGCCCUACCUAAAGCUUCCUCCUUUUAUCUACUUCCCUGGUUGGGUCAUCCAGAAUAAGACCCACCAUCUCACUGGGGAGGUGGAGCACUUUGUCCAGCAGAGGUUUCCAUUCAAGUCGGUUUCCAUGGUGGCAUCCUUCCUGGCAAAUGUGGCCUUUUCUUACCUGACAAAGUACCUGUUUGAAAGCGGCAUGUUGUCACACAAGUAUGACUUCCUGGAUGCUGUGGUGUCCAAGCAUAGCAAGGAGAUCAUGGACAAAACUACUCUGGUGGGCAACCAUGACAACAUCAUUCUGUCAGAGAUGGCACCUGUCAACCAGACCUUGGGAGCAUCACUGGCCGGCACAUUUACUAACACUGAGAUCCUCAGUGAUGAUGGGCCUUCGAGUCCUGAUUCUUUUCACACUGAGGACUAGGCAACAAAGGCACAAAGAAAAUUGUAACCGAACAAGAAGGAAUGAUCAGAGAGGCAUCGUCAUUCUUCAGGAAACUUGUUACUGCCGCACUGGAAGCCAAACCCACAGAUAUCGGUUGUGGCUUCCAAGUGAUUCUACAAGUUUGCUCAAUGCUGAUGACAUGGUGCCUCCUUUGUUUUUUUAACCCCCUGUACAUGGAACCAAGAGGUGGACUAUCAUCAGCUUUAUCAGGCAUACCAUUGUCAUUCUUGUUUUGUUUCGACUGUGAAUCUAUGAUGACCACAACCAUUUCCAUUUCAGUGCUGCUAUGGUGUUCAGAGGGAGAUUCAGAUAAAAAAGCUUGAUAUGGUAAACUUUUAGGGGAUCAUAUGAAUAGUGCAAUAUCUAACCAGGUCUCCACGUCUUCACAGCAGUGUCUGUGU
This is a messenger RNA of Cheilinus undulatus (humphead wrasse), 2195 nucleotides long. RefSeq names its product high-affinity choline transporter 1-like. The record is from RefSeq and is a predicted model, not a curated record. Gene Ontology annotation, molecular function: choline:sodium symporter activity. The coding region runs from base 1 to 1773 and encodes 590 amino acids. The transcript is spliced from 8 exons. Gene Ontology annotation, biological process: synaptic transmission, cholinergic; acetylcholine biosynthetic process; neuromuscular synaptic transmission. Gene Ontology annotation, cellular component: dendrite; synapse; perikaryon. NCBI's taxonomy places the organism in Eukaryota, Metazoa, Chordata, Actinopteri, Labriformes, Labridae.